Acanthochromis polyacanthus (spiny chromis) is the source of this 2394-nucleotide messenger RNA. RefSeq names its product cathepsin S, ortholog2, tandem duplicate 1 (gene ctss2.1). Gene Ontology annotation, biological process: immune response. Gene Ontology annotation, cellular component: lysosome. Bases 104 to 1111 code for a protein of 335 amino acids. Gene Ontology annotation, molecular function: cysteine-type endopeptidase activity. Lineage: Eukaryota; Metazoa; Chordata; Actinopteri; Pomacentridae. The transcript is spliced from 8 exons. The record is from RefSeq and is a predicted model, not a curated record.
CUGUUUCCUAAGAGGAAGAAGUCCGACAGACCAUGUGACACUUUCUUCAUAAAUACCAAACCAGGAAAGCAUUAGCCAGACCAGGUUGAACGCGGAAGGCGCGAUGACUGAUCAAGGCCUGAUGUUGGGGAGCCUGCUGCUCAUCUCCCUGUUUGUCGGGGCAGCAGCCACGUUUGACAGCAGACUGGACCUCCACUGGGAGCUGUGGAAGAAGACGCACGACAAGAAGUACAAAAAUGAUGCGGAGGAUGACCAACGCAGGGAUUUGUGGGAGAAGAACCUGAUGCUUAUUAGCCAGCACAACCUUGAGGCCUCGAUGGGGCUUCAUACCUACGAAUUGGCCAUGAACCACAUGGGAGACCUGACACAAGAGGAGAUCUUGCAGUCGUUUGCCACACUCACUCCUCCCACUGACAUCCAGAGGGCGCCAUCUCUCUUCAAAGGAGCGUCAGGAGUCGACGUUCCAGACAGCAUGGACUGGAGAGAGAGGGGCUGUGUCACAAGCGUCAAGAUGCAGGGUGCCUGUGGCUCCUGCUGGGCCUUCAGUGCUGCAGGGGCCCUGGAGGGUCAGUUGGCCAAGACAACAGGGAAGUUGGUGGACCUCAGUCCUCAAAAUCUGGUGGACUGCUCCGGCAAAUAUGGCAACCACGGCUGUAACGGAGGCAUAAUGCACAAAGCCUUCCAAUACGUCAUUGACAACCAGGGCAUCGACUCUGACGCUUCAUACCCCUACACAGGACGUCAACAACAGUGCCGCUACGACCCCAAGUACCGUGCCGCCAACUGCUCCCGGUACAGCUUUCUGCCUGAAGGGGACGAGGGGGCACUGAAGGAGGCGAUCGCCACCAUCGGACCCAUUUCAGUCGCGAUUGAUGCCACACGGCCCAGAUUUACUUUCUACAGGAGCGGAGUGUAUGAUGACCCAUCCUGCUCCCAGGACGUGAACCACGGGGUGUUGGCUGUGGGCUACGGCACUCUGAACGGAAACGACUACUGGCUGAUAAAGAACAGCUGGGGAGCUAAAUUCGGGGAUAAGGGCUUCAUCCGAAUGGCACGCAACAAGAACGACCAGUGUGGCAUCGCUCUGUAUGGUUGCUAUCCAAUAAUGUAGCUGCAGAUGAGAUGUGAACUGAGUUUGUUGCAAAAUUAAUAAUGCAAAAUCCUUUACGUUCAUUUUUAUUCUAAAUUUUUAAAUACGAAAUUUUAAAGCAGCACUGCUGGUGCCUCUCUAUAAACUCAUAUCACGAGGUGAAAUUAGAUUUUUCUCUCUAUGUAAUCUUAGACUUUGUUUGUCUUGUAAGACUGUGUUCGUGUUUGUGUCAGAUUGUGUGUGUCUUUACUAAAGAGACAGAUGCACUCUUUGCUGAGGAUUAGGGAUACAUGGCAAGUUUGGAUUUGUCUGUUUACCAAUCAGUCCUAUGUCAACAUUUAAGUACAAAGAAGCUGCAAUGAAAGUGAGAAUCUGAUUUUACUAGUUUUAGGUUUGUCUGUUAAACCUGCCAUAAAAACUGUCUGAAAGGAUCCCAUUGACUCUUUGGGAAAUUGGCUUGUUGGUCAAUUUAGCUUUUACAUGUUACGACAGAAGGAAGGCUAAAAUCAAUACUAGUGUCUCUGGUAAAUAUCCUGUGAACAUGCUGAUGUGAUAGCAAACUUUGUACUAGCUGCCUGUAGGCAAGCAGCAUCGUCUUGUGUAAGAAGAAAAAUAUUUUUAGUAUGUUUUUAUUUUCUCUUAUCCAACAACUUUUCCACAGAGUCCAUAGAGAUCUUUUAAGGAAUAGUUCAGCAUUCGCUUGGUACGUGCAGAGUUGAGGGGAGGAGAUGGAACUAUACAGUCAGCAGCUAGCUGGUUAAGCUUAGAACUGAGAGCAGAAGCAGGGACGUCAGCCCAAGGGUAAAGAAAAAAUCUGCCUGUCCAAUGAAGUGUAAAAACAAGAAGUCAUGAUUUUAUUCCAAGUUAAGUGCUGGACCAUUUUUUGACUUGGUGCAGGGACCUUUAGAGGUUACCUUUGGAAAGCUGAUCAACUGCUUUGCUGUAGAUUUACCAUAGCAUACAGAUAUGAGCGUGGCAUUGAUAUUCUUACUUGACUCUCUGCACAAAAGUGAAUGAAAGUGUUUCCCGAAAUGUAGAGCUAUUGUUUGCAAAGCUGGCUUCAUAUCCAGGAAAGAAUAAAACUGGUGAAGCAUUUGAUUAAUUUUUAUUGGUUAAAUGUGGCCGCUUCCAGUCGUGGUCCAUCAUUAGAAACACUUAUUGCUUAGACAAGGAUGGUUCAACAUGAAAAUCUUCACAUAUUUGUUAUUUUUUUCAAAUGUGUAAGAUAUCCACUACCAUGUAAAAUCAAGUUUAUCUAAAACAUCUGCAUUAAUGAGAAAAUUAAACUAGAUCUAAGAUUUAAA